CGCGUGUCGCGGCGCAGCCAAGAUGCCCGAGCAGAGCAACGAUUACAGGGUGGUGGUGUUCGGGGCGGCGGGGGUCGGCAAGAGCUCCCUGGUGCUGCGUUUCGUGCGGGGGACUUUCAGGGAAACCUACAUCCCCACGAUCGAAGACACCUAUCGGCAGGUGAUCAGCUGCGACAAGAGCAUCUGCACCCUCCAGAUCACGGACACCACGGGGAGCCACCAGUUCCCUGCCAUGCAGCGGCUGUCGAUAUCCAAAGGGCACGCUUUCAUCCUGGUGUACUCCGUCACCAGCAGGCAGUCCAUGGAAGACCUCCAGCCCAUCUUUGAGCAGAUUUGUCAGAUUAAAGGGGACAUCCAGAAAAUCCCCAUAAUGUUGGUGGGUAACAAAAGUGACGAGACGCAGAGGGAGCUGGAUGCCAGCGAGGGGCAAGCCUUAGCCAGCAAGUGGAAGUGCUCCUUUAUGGAGACGUCGGCCAAAAUGAACUACAACGUGCAGGAGCUCUUCCAGGAGCUCUUGAAUCUGGAGAAGAGGAGAACUGUCAGUCUCCAGGUGGAUGGGAAGAAAUCCAAGCAGCAGAAAAAGAAAGAUAAGCUGCAAGGCAAGUGCUCUGUUAUGUGAUUGACUUUGGCCGGACUCGCACCGCUGGGCCGUGGUUCGGUCGGAGCACGGACUCCCACAGAAAAUACGUUUCUGCUGGAGGUUUCAGACGAAUCCAUGCCUCGCAGGGCUAUUGCUUUUCUCUGAAAUCUCCGCUGGAUUAUUUUAUGUGUUGGUUUUAAAGAGGAUGGCUUUCUGCAUGUUUAUUUUUUUAACACAAUAAAUGUUCAGUGUUAGCAAU
Molecule: messenger RNA, 839 nt
Organism: Opisthocomus hoazin
Lineage: Eukaryota; Metazoa; Chordata; Aves; Opisthocomiformes; Opisthocomidae
Source: RefSeq, a predicted model, not a curated record